Messenger RNA from Phlebotomus papatasi, 568 nucleotides. RefSeq lists its product as uncharacterized. The coding region runs from base 55 to 516 and encodes 153 amino acids. The record is from RefSeq and is a predicted model, not a curated record. NCBI's taxonomy places the organism in Eukaryota, Metazoa, Arthropoda, Insecta, Diptera, Psychodidae. The transcript has a single exon.
CACGGUGUAGACGACUUCAUUCGACCAAGUUAAAGAACUUCUAACGAUUACAAAAUGAAUAGUUUGUUGUGCCUUUUGGUGAUUUGUGCUGCAGGAUCCGUCCUCACAGCUCCUGAUCCUGAGACAAUAUCCGCUAAGAUUACAUUGGUUGAGGAUGUUGAUGAAUUCGUCCGAGCAAAUCCCGGUGUAACUCUGACCAAGUUAGACAAUCUCAGGACAGCAGGAGCCAUUCACUACUCUCUGGGUCAGAGAGUGUCUGGGGAUCGCCUUGUAGCACGCGGCCAGGAUUCUGCCAGCUGGGGAUCGCCACAGGACGUGCAACUCACCCUGAAUUAUCCUGCCAAUGGUGGAUAUGGAGCCGUAGUGUCCUAUGUCAGCGUCCUUGUUGAUCAAACAUCGAAUUUGGGUGGUGGUUACGUUCUAUAUGGCGGGAUUGGUCAGAGGCAAAUUGGCAUCCUUAUUGAGGCUAGGAAUACCUACACAUUUUCCUACAUUGCUGAAGUCUAUGGUCUAUAAACCGUAUUACAAACCAUUCGGAAUCAAUAUAAUAAAUUUUACUCUUCAGUGA